AUGCCUUGCGCGAUGAGGACUCCAUACAGGCGUGAUGGGAGAGUUGGCAUACACUGCAGCCAGCUCUCGGCUCCCCUUGGCCCUCGGGCGAUGGAGGGCGCGAUUAGAAAUUCAAGGCGCGAUGGAAGCAAAUCAACUAUGCGGCGUCGCGGGCCCGAUCAAUUAGGGCGCGUCGUUCGGCGCGGACGUGCCUUAUCAAGGUUUUUUGCCGCGCAAAUUGCGCGCAUCGCCCCCUACGCUCUAGGCAUCCAGCGUUUGUGUCUUAACAAGCUCAUGGACACUGUGACCUAUCAGCAGCUCGAAGCUCGAAGCUUCCACGCUCCCCGAGAUCGCCAUGAGCGUCUAAGACAGCUGUCCGGCUGUGCGGAACUCUUGCGUGAUAGCUUUCGACUACAGUGCACACGCGGCACGCCGAAUGGGCGCGUCACGUGCAAGCACAAUGAGGCGCCGGAGGGAAGGUACGCCCGUGGGAACAGCGAAGGGUUGGCGACGCGGCCGCGGCUGCGUCGGCAAAAAACUAAUGAAUAUCGGGUCGUU
This is a messenger RNA of Iphiclides podalirius (scarce swallowtail), 537 nucleotides long. The record is from the annotation of a GenBank genome assembly. Lineage: Eukaryota; Metazoa; Arthropoda; Insecta; Lepidoptera; Papilionidae.